This is a messenger RNA of Didymodactylos carnosus, 1983 nucleotides long. NCBI's taxonomy places the organism in Eukaryota, Metazoa, Rotifera, Eurotatoria, Philodinida, Philodinidae. The record is from the annotation of a GenBank genome assembly.
AUGGGAACAUUGGUCGUAGUGGAUGUGCCUCAUCAACGUUGGAAGUUAUUGGCCGAUGCAAAACCGAGCCCAACUCAGAAUAUUUCACUUAUUUUUGUCAUUAAAAAUAAUGAUAAACAAAUUUCAAAUUUAGAAAGAAAGUUCCAACAAGUAAGUGAUCCAACUCAUGCCGACUACGGCAACUUUUUGACCUAUGAUCAAAUACAUCAACAGUUACUCAGUGACACAACAAAAAGUGGUGCAAUUGUCGAAAAGUGGCUACAUAAACAUGAUGGAAUUAGUAUCAGAUCGACUGCUCAUAAGGAGUUUUUGAUUGUACAAUCACCACUACCUGUUCGUAUAUUGCAUAUUCAGAACUUAGAUACUUACGAGCAUCGCAUCAGUAGACAACUAACAUUCAAAGGAAAGCAAUUUCAAUUACCAAGCAUUGUUUCUGACCAUAUUGAACACAUUGAAGGAUUAAGUAGAUUUCCAGUUGUGCUAAACAGAGCGACACUGAAACAUCCAUUAGCCGACAAGAGACAAUCGGAUGCCCCUAUCAUAAUAAUUGUUCAGAAAAAUGGAAACAAAAUUGAGUUUUAUAUUCAAUUAAUAUGUUCCAAUGGUAAAAAUGCAUCUAAUAGCAUAUGUCCAGAAUUUAAAGGCUACAAAGUCACUUUACAAACUCUCGCAUCAACAGCAAAGCUAACUGUGUCGUCAAAGAACGCCAACUGUCAAGCGUGCAAUCAAGCGAGGUUGACUAUCUCAGAUGUCUGUACAGAUUCUAAUUUGAAUGGUGAUAGUGUGUUAUGUCAUUUCUUUCUCAUAUAUAAUAUAGAUAAAUAUCAGCAGAGUAAAGUUUCUGUUGAAUCAAAAUUUGUUGAGAAUGGCCAGACAAGUUAUUCUGCUUCAGACAGUCAGCAAUUUGAAGAAGUAUGUGUAGGUACACCAUCGCUUUUGUCAUCACUAUAUAAUGUCAGCACGAGUACACUUAAAGAGAAACGUCAUGCUAAGAGCAGACAAGCCGUUGUUGGGUUUUCACAAUAUUAUGAUGUUAAAUCGAUCAAAGCAUUUGCGCAAAGCUUUGGAAAAAACUUCAAUCUAAAUAUAGGCAAAGUCUAUGGAACUGGUUAUGAGAAUAAAUCGUAUGAUGGAGGUGAAACCUCGUUGGAUAUGGAAUAUAUGGCAGCAAUGGGUGCCGGUAUCGUAACAGAUUAUAUUUCAGGUGACACUAACAGUACUGGUUACACACAAUUUUUCGCUACAUUAGCGACAUUGGAGUCAAAUAAGCGUAAUGUUGUUCCACUCGUUUAUUCCAUAAGUUAUGCUGACAGUGAAAGAACAUAUGAACCAAACGCUGUUCGUAUGAUUGAUAUACACUUUAUGAAGAUGGGGGUCUCGGGAAAGACGGUUUUUGCUAGUUCAGGCGACAACGGAGUAUGGGCUGGCUCUGGUGCUUGUCGAAAACGUUUUGACCCAUAUUAUCCGGCUUCGUCACCUUAUAUCACAAGUGUUGGCGGCACACAGUUAGUUCGCGGUAUUAACGGUAGUUGUCGAUACAUACCACAAGCGAGUGGCAUAUGUCUUGAAGAAAUUGUUGCUUAUAAGAAUGACUUGACAGAUUGCCUCAUAACAUCUGGUGGUGGAUUUUCAGACUAUCAUUCAAUGCCGAUCUGGCAAAAGACAUUUGUUCAGAGUUACCUAACUUCAGCCAGUACGUCAGCCAGCUCUCCAGCCAUUGCUGGUCUGUUUAGUUUAAUUAAUGAUCAACGAUUAAAACUUGGUAUGAAGCCAUUGGGUUUCUUAAAUCCUUUACUGUAUCGAUUAGCAAAAACAAACCCAGAAGUAUUCUACGAUAUUAUUACAGGCAAAAACAAUUGUAAUACUCAGUUAUGUUGCCAGUAUGGUUUUAAAGCACAAAAGGGAUACGAUCCUGUCAGUGGUCUUGGGUCAAUUAAUCAUGGACUAAUGAUGAAAUUGCUGACGCAAAACCCAACUGAUUGA